Messenger RNA from Pseudomassariella vexata, 1440 nucleotides. Its product is annotated as glutamine synthetase. The coding region runs from base 1 to 1440 and encodes 479 amino acids. Gene Ontology annotation, molecular function: glutamine synthetase activity. NCBI's taxonomy places the organism in Eukaryota, Fungi, Ascomycota, Sordariomycetes, Amphisphaeriales, Pseudomassariaceae. The transcript has 2 exons. The record is from RefSeq and is a predicted model, not a curated record.
AUGAUGCCUCCGCCCGACGAGAUCACGAUCGAGCGCCUCCCCGAACUGCUCAAAGAUGACAACAGCGUCAAACUGGCGGGAAUCGACGUGGAUGGCGUCCUGCGCGGCAAGCUCGUAUCCAAGAAGAAGUUCUUAUCCAUCGCCAAGUCGGGCUUCGGCUUCUGCUCCGUCAUCUUCGGCUGGGACAUGCACGAUAUGACCUACAUGAGGGAGCUUAAGAUAAGCAACAAGGAGAACGGGUACCACGACCUGCUGGCGAUUCCCGACCUCAAGAGCUUUCGGCGCAUUCCCUGGGAGAAUGACAUCCCCUUUUUCCUCGUCAGCUUUUACGACCCCGACACCCAGGAGCCCAUAAGCGCCUGCCCGCGGGGGCUGUUGAAGACGCAGUUGGACAAGCUCAAGGCGAAGGGAUACGAUGCCAUGGCUGGUGCCGAGUACGAGUUCUUCCAGUUCAAGGUGCCGGGCAACGAGUCGAGCCCGGCACCGUACCUGCUUGACAACCCGCCACACUCCCUCCCCUCGUUGACCGAAGGCAUGUUUGGCUACAGCAUCACCCGGCCCGUGCACAACAAGGACUACUUCUACGACAUCUUCGACACGUGCGCAAAGUUCGACUGCAAUAUCGAGGGCUGGCACACGGAGAGCGGCCCGGGCGUCUUCGAGGCCGCGCUCGAGUUUGGUCAGAUCAGCGAGAUGGCCGACCGUGCCAGUCUGUUCAAGUACGUCGUCAAGUCAACGGCGACCAAAUACGGCAUCACGCCUUGUUUCAUGGCCAAACCCAAGCAGGGGCUGCCGGGCAACAGUGGACAUAUGCACUGCUCCGUCGUGGACAAGGACGGCAAGAACCUCUUCUUCCGCGAGCAGAGGGACGAAAACGCGAAGUGGGACGACAUUUCGCAGUUGAGUGAUCUCGGCCGACACUUCCUUGCCGGCCUGCUCGACGGUCUGCCGUCCGUCAUGCCCCUGCUCGCCCCCACCAUCAACAGCUACAAGCGGCUCGUUGAGAACUUCUGGGCCCCUGUCACCGUCUCCUGGGGACUGGAGCACCGUGCCGCAUCUAUUCGAAUUAUUGCCCCGCCGACAUCCAAGCCCGGCGCGACGCGGUUCGAGAUCCGGGUUCCUGGGGCCGACGCGAACCCCUCCUACGUUAUGGCCGCCAUCCUUGGCCUGGGGUGGCGCGGCGUGGAGAAGAAGAUGGAGAUACCAAUUCCGCCACUGAACCGGGGCGCAGAUGUCGGCGGGUCCGAGGACGUUGGGGCUAGGUUAGCCAAGAGCUUAAAGGAGGCGACAGAUGUCUUCAUGGCCAAGGACAGCGUGGCCCGUGAGGUCUUUGGUGAUGAGUUUGUCGAGCAUUAUGGUGGCACUAGGCAGCAUGAGAUCAGACUCUGGGACGAGGCCGUCACGGAUUGGGAGAUGAAGAGGUAUAUUGAGACGGUUUAG